AUGCCCCACUAUCUGAUGUCUCCAGUCAACUUGCAAAAUCUGCCUAUCGAGAUUACAUGCCACAUUUUUAGCUGUUUGGAAAUGCAUGAUCUUCUUGCAUGCUCUCAGGUCACGAAACACCUUCGAAGGAUUAUUGCAAACUCCUCUCAGCUACAAUAUGCAAUCGAGCUGGGAAGAUACCGUAUGGUACCAUUGCUUCCGGCCUCUGUUGGACCCUCCUUUUCCACCCGUUUAAGCUUGCUUAGGGAUCGCGAAAGAGCUUGGAAAUAUAUGAACUGGAAGAAAAAAUAUACAUUGAAGCUUCCACCCACUGGAUCUAUCUACGAGUUUGUAGGAGGGUUGUAUGGGAACGGAAGAGAGGAUGACAGUCGGACGACGGCGUCCAUAUCUUUCCUGGAGCUUCCAACUGCAGACAUCACAGGAAUGAAUAAAUCACCGGACGAACUGCAAAUGUGGACACAUCCAAUGGGAGAUAUAACUAUUGUCGACUUUACAAUGGACCCUUCUCAGGACCUCCUCGUCCUUGUGGCACUAGCACCUUCAGAAUCAAAGUAUCUCUAUGAACUCCACCUACGCUCAAUAAAAACCAAUCAACCUCAUCCUAAAGCUCCGGUUUCCGUUUUAUCAUGUUUACGCAAACCCUCUACUCAUACUCAAACAUCCGACGUCAUCGCCGCCGUCCGCGUACAAGUCGCGGGGAACCUACUUGCCCUUUUGAUUAAAGAGUCUUUUGAGGGCGAUAGUGCACACCUGGAGAUAUGGGAUUGGGAGAGCAAUCCUCAUUAUUCAUGUUCCAUGGGUCGGUCAGAUGGGAUCGACGACUUCACUUUUUUAACCCGUGAUUCAUUUCUCCUUGUCCUACCGCCCGGUCAAUUUGAAGUAUACACCUUCAGACAUAACUCAUCAAGUACCACGAGCCCUAUCUUGCGCGCAGCAUACCUAUUUCCGCCCUUGUCCGAAGGAUAUAUGUAUUGGUAUAUCUCCAUGAGCAGCAAUCCCGCUCCUGGUUACGUACCGUAUAGCCCAUCCGAUACACCCAGCAAGUCGACCAUACCAGGUCACGGAAAACAGAUAUAUUACCCUCGUCCCGACGAACGCAUACAUGCCUGCUGCCUUUAUAUUUUCAACCCAUCGAGAGAAGAAGCGCAUCAAGUUCAUUCUUUCGUGUUUUUCGUGAACUUGCGGAUGUUCAUCGAUCAACUCCCUGCUUUGGCCAAAAUACCUACCCCUCCUCGGUUAUUUCCCCGUUAUCCAUCACCUGUGGCAACAGCAAAGCGGCCUGCAGAUACAUUGAACGGUGUUGGCAGUGAACCCAGUGUUAGAAGUCCUGGUUCAAGUACGGCUGCCAACGGACCAUCCUCUCCCAGAUCAGACCCGACAACAGAGGGAAUGGACGAUGAACUAAUGCGUCAAUCACUGUUUCUCUCUCUUAGCUCGCGACUCCCUACGCCUAUUGAUAGCUCUCAUAUACCGCAAUACCCACCGUUCCCAAAGUUUGACCCUCUCAAUGCAUGGCCUAGUACCCCGUCUUCCAAAAGCUCCGACCGUACGCAACCACCACUACCACCUGCAAUUCGCUACGAAACUCGUCGGUCCGGCUCACCUGAUGCGUCACCUACAACAGUGGCAAUUUUUCCAUGGGAAACUUGGGGGCCGCACGGCACGCGUUGGUUCGAGGAAUGCAUAAGCACCGAUUGGCAGCAUGCUGUUUACGGCCUUCGAACAGUAGAAAGCAUUGAUCCUGAAAAGAACUCACAGCAGACGAGAAUAUCGCUCGUGUCAGCUAACAAUUACGUAUCUGUGGCGACACAAACUACGCCGACGUUGUCUGCGUCAUCUAGUGCCAGUUCAAGCCCAAAUUCGCAUCAUAGUCACGCUAUGCAAAGUGGGGUGUCGAAUGGCACGACUAGUCUUCAACAUCAGAAUAACGUUGAUUCUCCUGAGGGGGGCCAGCCAAAAGAAAAACUGAAAUACUUGCGGAUACGCGACUUCAAUCCCUAUUCCUUUCCCAAGGCAGCGGAUCCCAUGACUUUCCGAGUUACUGAUGGGAAAGGGAAACAGAAAGCAGAAGAGAAGACACGCUGGCGAGUUCCUCGUCUUGUAGUCGAACCCUCAACCACUCCUGUAAAAGGGGUGUUCAAGCAAGACAUAGUCAGCUCGCUACCAUACAUGGAGGUGGUAAGCGAAGAGGCAUUUGAGGUGACGGAUGUUAUGAUGGAUGACUGUAGAUUGCUCUUGUUGAAGCGUGGCGACGCCGGGAAACUCAAAAAAGUGGAUGUCUUGAUGAUGUAA
This is a messenger RNA of Psilocybe cubensis, 2292 nucleotides long. RefSeq lists its product as uncharacterized. The transcript has 5 exons. The record is from RefSeq and is a predicted model, not a curated record. Gene Ontology annotation, molecular function: protein binding. Bases 1 to 2292 code for a protein of 763 amino acids. Lineage: Eukaryota; Fungi; Basidiomycota; Agaricomycetes; Agaricales; Agrocybaceae.